Molecule: messenger RNA, 5366 nt
Organism: Phyllostomus discolor (pale spear-nosed bat)
Lineage: Eukaryota; Metazoa; Chordata; Mammalia; Chiroptera; Phyllostomidae
Gene: DSG2
Product: desmoglein 2
Exons: 15
Coding region: 285-3659 (1124 amino acids)
Biological process (GO): homophilic cell-cell adhesion
Cellular component (GO): plasma membrane; desmosome
Molecular function (GO): calcium ion binding
Source: RefSeq, a predicted model, not a curated record
GUACGACAGGGGCGGGAGGCGCCUCGAGCCUCCUUCUUGUGCUAAUUCCCCACCCCAGCGCCAGCAGCUCCCACGACCCAGGCUCGGCUUUCCUGGGGCUCACGCACUUGGAACCCGGCCUCUGGGCGGCCGCGCGGGCGCCGCGGGCGAGGGGAGGCGGGGCGGGGAGGGGGCUGCAGGCGCUGGGGAGGAGCCGGGCGCGUGCUCGCAGGGACCCAGCCUGGGCGGUGGCGCGGAGCGGAACGGGCGGCCGGAGGCCUGGGCGCGGCGGGGACGGGGGCGCGAUGGCGCGGAACGCGGAGGGCGUCCUGCUGCUUCUUCUGAUCUGCUUUUACUUUGGAAAUGCACUCCAUUUAGAGGCCUUAAACACAAGACAUGAAGAUAAGCUGCUUCCUAAACACACCCACUUAGUGCGGCAAAAGCGUGCCUGGAUCACCGCGCCGGUGGCUCUUCGGGAAGGAGAGGAUCUGUCUAAAAAGAAUCCAAUUGCCAAGAUACAUUCUGAUAUUGCAGAAGAAAAAGGAAUAAAAAUUACAUACAGAUACACUGGGAAAGGCAUCACAGAGCCACCUUUUGGUAUCUUCGCCUUUAAUAAAGACACUGGAGAAUUGAACGUUACCAGCAUUCUCGACCGAGAAGAAACACCUUUUUUCCUGCUAACUGGUUAUGCUUUGGAUAAAGAAGGAAACAAUCUAGAGAAACCGUUGGAACUCCGCAUAAAAGUUCUCGACAUCAAUGACAACGAGCCAGUGUUCACGCAGGACGUCUUUGUCGGGUCGGUGGAAGAGCUGAGUGCAACACAUACACUCGUGAUGAAGGUCACCGCGAUAGAUGCAGAUGAUCCCAGUUCUCUGAACUCUAAAAUUUCCUACAGAAUCAUAUCCCAGGAGCCUGCCAGUUCUCCAGUGUUCUACCUAAAUAAAGACACAGGAGAAAUUUAUACAACCAGUAUUACCUUGGACAGAGAGAAACACAGCAGCUAUACUCUGACUGUAGAAGCAAGAGACGGCAAUGGACAAAUAACGGAUAGACCGGCAAAACAAGCUCAAGUUCAGAUUCGUAUUUUGGAUGUCAAUGACAAUUUACCUGAAGUGAAAAGUCAAGUGUACGAAGGGAUAGUUGAAGAAAAUCAAGCCAAUGUAGAAGUUAUGCGCAUAAAAGUGUUUGAUGCAGAUGAAAUAGGCUCUGAUAAUUGGUUAGCAAAUUUUACAUUUGCAUCAGGAAAUGAAAUGGGUUAUUUCCGCAUAGAAACUGAUACCCAAACUAAUGAAGGAAUUGUGACCCUUAUCAAGGAAUUAGAUUAUGAAAAAACAAAGCAUCUUGACUUUAGCAUUAUUGUUGCAAAUAAAGCACCUUUUCACAAAUCCAUUAAGAAUAAAUAUAAGCCAACACCCAUUCCCAUCAAAGUCAAGGUGAAGGACGUGAAAGAAGGCAUCCAUUUUAAAAGCAGCACCAUCUCAGUUCGUACUAGCGAGAGCAUGGACAGAUCAAGCCAAAGCAUGAUAAUCGGAAAAUUUCAAGCCUUUGACGAAGACACUGGAAAACCAGCCCAUGCAAAAUAUGUCAAAUUGGAAGACAGAGACAAUUGGGUCUCCGUGGAUCCUGCCACAUCGGAAAUUAAACUUGUAAAAAUUCCUGAUUUUGAAUCCAGAUAUGUCCAAAAUGGUACAUAUACUGUGAAGAUUUUGGCUAUUUCAGAAGACUCUCCCAGAAAAACCAUCACUGGCACUGUUGUCAUCACAGUGGAAGACAUCAAUGACAACUGCCCCACACUGGUCAACCCGGUGCAAAACGUCUGCGAGGACGAGCAGUACGUGAACGUGACCGCGCAGGACCUGGAUGGCUACCCGUACAGUGACCCUCUGACUUUCGUCCUCGUUGACCAUCCCACUGGGAGGGCAGGAGAAUGGAAAAUCGUACACAGAGAAAGUACCAGUGUGCUGCUACAGCAAAGUGAACGAAAGCUUGGGAGAAGUGAAAUUCAGUUCCUGAUUUCUGAUAACCAGGGUUUCAGUUGCCCUGAAGCGCAGACCCUUAAACUCACGGUUUGCAAGUGCCUGGACGGCAGUGGCUGUGUGGAAGCGCUGAGUGGAAGCUACUUUGGCCUGGGGCCUGCAGCGAUCGCCCUAAUAAUUUUUGCAAUUCUGCUCUUGCUACUCGUACCCCUUCUUCUGCUGAUGUGCCAUUGUGGAAAGGGCGCCAAAGGCUUUGCCCCCAUUCCUGGCACCAUAGAGAUGCUACAUCCUUGGAAUAAUGAAGGGGCACCACCGGAAGACAAGGUGGUGCCAUCACUUCUGACGGCGGAUCACAGAGAGAGUGUAGCAGUGGGCAGUGGCACAAGAGUUGGAGUAGGGGCCGGAGUAGUCAAGGAGUCCACCGUGAAAGGGAGUAGCUCGGCUUCCUUUACCAGAGUGCAGCAUGACAUGUCCGAGGUGGAUGGGAGGUGGGAAGAACACCGAAGCCACCUUUCUGGGGGUGCCACCCAAGUGACAGGGACAGCAGGAGCUGUCAUAGGCGGUGAAACCAUAAGGACCACAAGAGCCACGGGGGCUUUCAGAGACAUGGCUGGAGUUCGAGCAGCUGCUACUGCAGUGAACGAGGAAUUCUUAAGAAGUUAUUUCAUUGAGAAAGCUGCCUGUUGUACCGAAGAAGAUGACAAUCACACAGCCAAAGAUUGCCUUCUGGUUUAUUCUCAGGAAGAAACUGAGUCCCCACAUGGUUCCAUUGGUUGUUGCAGUUUCAUUGAAGGAGAGCUAGAUGACCACUUCUUGAAUGAUUUAGGGUUUAAGUUCAAGACACUAGCUGAAGUUUGCUUGGGUCAAAAAAUAGAUAUGGAUGUGGAAAUGGAGCAGAGGCCAAUACCUGAGAGAGAAACAGCUUCACAUACACUCUCCAAGCAAACACAUACACUCUCCGAGCAAACAAGGGUUAAUUCACAGAAUACCUACUCCUCUGGUAGUGGCUUCCAAGUUCCAAAACAUUUGCAUGAAGCUAAUGCAGAGCAAAUAACUCAGGAAACAGUCACUGAAAGGUCUGUGUCUUCUAAGCAGGGUCAAAAGGUAGCUACACUGCUCCCUAAUUCAUUGGCUUCUGGUGGUGUCAUGGUGACAGAAACCUUUGCCACAGGUUCCACUGUGCCACCACCAAGCACUGUGAUCCUGGGCCCCAGACAGCCACAGGGACUUAUUGUGACAGAGCGGGUGUAUGCCCCAGCUGCUACCUUGGUAGACCAGCAUUAUGCUAAUGAGGGUAAUGUCAUGGUUACUGAGAGGGUUGUGCAGCCUAAUGGGGGCCUGUCCGGUCCUCUGGAAGGCACUCAGCACCUGCCAGAUGGGCAUUAUGUUAUGGUCAGGGAGAGAGAGAGCUUCCUUACUGCCAGCUCAGGUGUGCAGCCCACUCUGGCCACGUCCAGUGCAGCAGCAGGGCAGAACGUGACGGUGACAGAAAGGGUGCUAACACCCGCUUCCACCCUGCAAUCCAGUUACCCGCCUGCUGCUGAAACCUCCAUGACGGCCGGAAAGACCGUAGUUUCUGGAGCUGGAGUCCCUGGCCCUCUGCCAAAUUUCGGUUUCCAGGAGUCUGGGCAUUCUAGCUCUACUGUAACCACGUCGUCCACCAGAGUCUCCAAGCACAGCACAGUGCAGCAUUCUUUCUCCUAAAUGGUCAGCCACAGUUGGACCCAGAGCUGAACAAGCAGCGAGUGAGUUCAUGUUUUCAAUGGACCUGCCUUUCCUUGCUGCUUACAGACAUAAGAGGUACAUACACAAAAGGAAAACCUUCUCAGUCACUGGCAGACAUGGACCUUGCUCUCUCAGCAUCCAGGAGAGUACUUCAGAAAUGCCCUUGGACUUCCCAAGGGCGUCACCAUGACGCUGUGUCUUAAGUGCCUUUCGGUGAGUUGUGGCCACACAACAUUCACAAAGCAAGUUAAACAGAGAGUAAGCCUGGCUUCUAAGGAUUUCCCAGCACAACACAGAGCGCCCAGUUCACCAGCCAUACAGUAGAGCAAUCACGAAGCCUUCGGGGCCUCUGCACACCGUGCCAGCGUUGCACGUUGCUCUUCUCAGCCCGUUCUUACCGCACCAGCAGCUUGUCAGCACUCAUUUAUUCAAAGACACAGACACAGUUCGGGUGAUGCUGCGCUUGUUUUCCUCAAGACCAGAGGCCUUCCCGUCUGUGUGAGGGUGAUCGAAUUUUGGAACAUUGAUGUGGUAAAAACACAUAUGUUUCUGUGCAUGUAACUGUGUGUGUUGUGUGACCUUAAAAAUAACAUUAUAUCUUCCCUUUGUCUCUCAAUAAUGAGAAUAUUGAAUACUUCCAAUUCAGUUGAAUAAUCCAGGGGAAAAUUCAUAAAUAUAAAAUCACUUUUUAUAGCAAUACUAUACUAUUUAUAAAACCUCAGGAUAUAUUCUAAUUUUGUACAGCUAAAUUGACCACUAGACCAUAUACACUGUGAGAAGAACCAUGCUUAUUUCAAUGCUGUUAUUAAUCCUCAGUGUCUAACAUGGAUGCCAAAGCAGUAGUUGUAGAAUUAAACUGGAUGAUAGAAGCCAUUCUCUUUAAUUUACGAUUUUAAAACAUGGAAGGAACUUAUCACUUCUGUAAUGAUGAGUUUGAAAUUAUGAUUUUACUCUGUCACAAACUUAACACAUCAAAUAUGUAAUCAAUGUGAAUUUGUAUGUCACGCUUGCCCCUUUCUGAAAAGUGAUUUGGGUGUUUUGACCAAAUAAAUAGAUUUUAUUUCUAUUGCUCCUUGAAAAAUUAUUUCAAGUUGCAAAGUAUACGUGCCUAUGAGUAACAAUUUAUAUAAAUAUUCUUCACAACAAAAUAAUUUUCAUAGAUUUUAAAUACUGUGUAAUUUUGUGAGUUUUCCAAAUAUUUUGCUUAGGGAAUGGAAUCUUUAAAAAUUUAUUUUUAUAGCACAUUUAUAGAAAUAUUGUUGACUUGAAUUGUGUAAUGUAAAAUAUUGACACUUUUUGCUCCCACAGACUAGGAGUAAAAGACAAAUAUUUUCAGAUAUCAUAAGUCCGUGGCCAAAGUGAAGGUCCUUCUUCCAUCUAAAUUUUGUACUCUCUACUUAGUAAGUGUUGUUAGUUUCUUUUCAGUAUAGACUUAGUAGUUGCACUUUGCCAGGAAUGCAGCAGGAAUGCCACUACUGUGUGAAAGGUAAAAAUGACAGUACUUCGAACAAAACGUAGUCUUAAGCUUCCUGGAGCAGCCUUGAAAACUCUAGCCUGUCAAAUGUGUCUCAUGAAAUCACAUUUUCUAAAUGAUUUCUUUGUUCCCAAAAGGGUGAUUUGUAUUCAUUUUUACAUUUAUUCCUGGAAAAAACUAUAUUUGUGUGUCAUCAAAAUAUUUAAAUUAAA